CAGCGGUGGGCCGCGAGCGAAGCGCGUUCGAUUUUGUUUUGAAUUUUUUUUUAUUUCAUGUAUUUUUUGAGCAAAUGUUGCGCGAAAUUUUGAGCUAGUGAUUUGACUUUUGUUUUUUUUUUUAGUUACGUCCUUGCGGCAGAUAUUCGUACAUUUAAACUAACUACAGACUUUAAAAUUGCUAGUAAUUUAACAGACGUGUAUUUUAGAAGUUAUGUGUCAUUAAAAAGGUUUUUUGCGAUUCGUUUAAGGACACAUCUUUGGACAUUUUGAUUGGAGUUUAAGUGGAAAAUUACAUUUCACAUGUCAAUUAGAUAUGCCAAUAAAUACGUGGUCGAAGGCUUCAAAAAGAACGUGACGUCAUGUUACGGUGAGGACGAGGAAUGGGGAAACGAGAGCGAGGCGAUGCCGGGAGAACCUCGCACGCCGAGCUCAGGGGGCGAGCGCGCGGCUUCCAGCGGGGGCGCCUCGCCGGCGUCCGCGGGCUCGCCCGGGGCCUCCCCGCCGCGCCUGCGCCUCAACACCAGCCUGGCCACCGACCCCGCGCUGGCCCCGCAGGCCGCGGCCCUCAAGCAUGAGCCGCCCUCGCCUUCGCCCCCGCCACCUCCUGUGCCGCAACAAACGAGAGACUUCCUGGCUCUAUCUGCAACCUUCCCCGCCCUGUUCCCGGCGGCACCGGCGCCCGGGUACAUGUGCAAGCCGUGCGGAAUCAGAUACUCAUCCCUGAGUACCCUUCAAGCGCACCAAGAACAUUAUUGCUCAAACAGGAGACCCAAGCCGACUGAGGGCACUGACGCGCCAGCUGACCCAGCUGCGGAUGAAUCCAGCAGCGACGCGAAAACUCCGCGGCCGGCCACUGCGAGGCAGUACACUUGCAACCUCUGCUCGUACAGCGCCGACAAGAAAGUCAGUUUAAACCGGCACAUGCGAAUGCACGCGCCGUCGCCGGCCAGCAGCGGGACUCCGGCGCCGACGCCCACGUCCAACGGCGAGGCCCCUGCCGACGGCCCGCUCGUGCAAGACCGCUACUGCGCCGACUGCGAUAUACGAUUCAGUUCAAUCAAAACGUAUAGAGCGCAUAAAGCGCACUACUGCAGCACUCGACAGGUCGUCAAGCAGGCGGUGGCGGCGGCGAGAGCCAGCUCGGCGACGUCAGGGUCCGCGCCUCCCUCGCCCGGAGCGACACCCCCAGCGCAGGCGCAAUAUGCACUCGCUCUACCUACCAAUCCGAUUCUCAUCGUACCUUACUCAUUAUUACGGAGCGCCAGCACGCUCCCAGGUACAACUCUACCGGACCCGGACACUCCAUGCUUUCUGUUACCAAAUGGGACAUUCCAGCCUCUCAGCCGCGCGUUACCAAAUAUGACGACAGAAGGGAAAGAACCUGAAGUCUUGAAAUCGGCUAACAGGCCCCGGGAGCCCUCGAGAGACGGUGCUACGCCGCUAGAUCUAAGCGUGCGACGGUCGCCUGAAUCUGUAACGACUGAUGAACACGAGAAGGAGAACAGGAUACGUUCCACGACGCCGGAGCAGAUCGUCUGUGCUCCUUCGCUGCCGGGAUCGCCGGGGACGCCGUCUCCAUCCAGGCGGUCGUCUUCUCCUUGCGGCGAGCCCCAGCCGACUAAAAGAAGGCGACUGAGUUCUCGAGGCCCGACUCCAAAGCCACCAAGUGUGCCUUCGCCACCGGAAGAAAAAUUUAGUCCCGUCGUUCCGCCUCCGAUAAUACCUCCUGCUCUGGCGUUGAGGCUGGCGAGUGAACUGCCAGUGACCGUGUCUGCGUCGCCCCAGGUGUUGGUCAAGCAGGGCGUGUCGAAAUGCAAGGAGUGCAACAUUGUUUUCUGCAAGUUGGAGAACUACCGCAUCCACAAGCGGCACUACUGUCCGUCUGGGGGUGGGGAGGAUAGGGCGAGUCCGGCUCCAGCAGAGCCCGGGCCGCCUCCGCAGUAUCGUCAGUUGAUAUGCUUGGCUUGCGGGAUCCACUUCAGUUCGUUGGACAAUUUGACGACGCAUCAGUCGUAUUACUGUACGAAGAGGGAGACGCGGUCGCCGCGGACGGCGCCUGAGCUGCCUAGGCCUGCGGCGGGGGCGGGGGCCGAGGGGGGGUGGAAGUGCCCGUGCUGCGAGGUGGUGUCGCCGACGGCGGCGGCAGCACAACGGCAUAUGGAAGCGCACGCGGGCGUCAAGGCCUUCCGCUGCACCAUCUGCCGGUACCGCGGCAACACGCUUCGCGGAAUGCGCACGCAUAUACGCAUGCACUUCAACAAUAAGAAGCCUGCUGAUUUGCAGGAAGAGAGCUACAUCGCGUGCGUGUUAGAAGAAGACAACCGCGAGGUUACCUCUCCCAGUCCCGCAGCAGGCGGCGAGCGAGUCCACCGCUGUGGCAGCUGCGCUUACACAUCCACCUACCGCGGCAACGUGGCUCGCCACGCGCGUCUUGUCCACGCCACGGAAGACCCUGAACCAGAAGAACCCACCCAGACCUCCCCAGUCCCCGUCGUCGACAUCAAAAAAGAACCAGAGGCAGAAGGAGAAGAAACGCCGAACUACUGCAAAUUCUGCGACAUCUCGUUCAAAUACGUCAACACGUUCAAGGCACAUAAGCAGUUCUACUGCACAGCGAAUAAUCAGGAGACGGCCGCGAAUAAUAACGUGCCUGCUCCCCCUCCGGUAAGGGUCACAGACACGCCUGUGCUAUGAGAUGAUUGAGUUUGCCCUGGGAGAUGUUAGAUUUUGACUUUAUUGCGUUCAUGAAACCAUGUCACAUAAAUGCUUAAACUGUGGUUGGUCUCCGCAUUUGCUAAGCCAACCUGUAACCGACAUUUUACAUAGGAUAGAGCGGGUACUCGUAGUGCUCUAAAAACAUGAAUUUAUUUUCUGAAUAUAGAGUCGAUGGUCGCGUGCAAUUUGAUUUGCCAAGAGACUUAUGCCCGUUUUCACCAUCGAUACCUAAUUUUUAAGUGACCCCUAUGAAAACAAAAUUUCUGACAAGUGUUACCAUAGGGGUCACUUAAAAAUUAGGGAUUGAUAGUAAAAACGGGCAUUAGUUCUUUUGAAGAUGUCCUUUGACUGCAAGCUGGUUCUAAGGUAUUCUUUAAUUUACUAAAUCAGCUCUCAGGCAAAAGAUACCUUUUAUAAACGCAAUAAAAGUGAAAAUUAAACUCUCCGGGCAUUGGCUACUGAAUCUGAAUAUUUGGAAUUACGCUGGCAAAUAACUUAUGCUUCCGUUUGCUUAACGUUUCUCCUAUGCUAGAAUAGUCAAAAGUGUAUCCACUACGGAUUUUUAAUCAAUUGUGUGCAAUAAUCGGAUAAUGUUUAAUUGGAUCCCGCAUAUCAAGCCAAAUUGACGUUACACUCGUGUGAGUGAGAGAGUGAAUGAGUGGUUGGUUGCUCUUCGCAAGGUACAGUCAUGAGCAAAAAACUUAUACACAAUGCAAUUUAUUUAUCCGUAAUAAAUAAAAGCUUCACUUCCAAUGAAAAAAAGUACAUUUUCUCGUGACUGUACAAGCGAGCCCUCAAGUGUAAACACGUUAUGUUACGGACCUUGUUAUUGUAAAUUUACUAAUAGUUAAAAGUUAACCUCUUCGUCUUUGUAUUAGUAUACGUUAAAAAUUACCAAAUUGUAAAUAUAUGUAAAGAUAUUAUUACAUUGUAACUAAAUUUUAUUACCAUUUGUUCUAAGUAAUUGUUCUUUCUUUGUUGUUAAUUUUGUUUAUUAUUAAUUAUUAAUCUUAGAUGAAUUAUUGUAUUCUAUAACUUGUAAAGCGAUCUAAUGCUCAUUCCAGAAUUAUUAUUUUACCUACCAGUGGUUUUCUCAUUAUUAUUCAUUAAUAGGCUAUGUAUGUGAUCUUAUUUCUUUGUUCUAGGCUGAAAGCUUAGUUUGCUAUUGAAAGAAAAGGUAUUUUGAAUUUGAAAGACAUUAUUUAAGUAAUUAUAUUUAUUAAUAUUCACGUAAACCAGAAAUAAAACCAUAGACACUUGCAAUAUGAACUCUUGCAAUGUGACACUAAUUGGAAUCAUUGUCUAUGUGAGAGGAAAGUAAAUUAAUAUUUUGCCAGGAUUGUCAAAAAAUACUUCUUAAAUUGUAGUAAAUUAUCCAUUUAUUCCUUCACUUUUUGACUUCUGAUUGAAUUGACUUGUAGUUAUUUAUUUUGAAUGAACUAUUUUUUAACAAUUCCAUUUUUCUCUUCUAUGUUCAGUAGUUGAAGUUAUUAAAACGAAACACUUAUUUAACAACGUUUAAAUAAAACAAUAAGCAAAAUACCAUGUUUUGUCUAUGCCAAAGCAUUGCUAGAGUAAUCGUAAUUUGCAUUUAUAGGUAUCUCACUAAUUAUAGUAUAGGUGUAAGUGAAUACAAGACUUAUUUCGUGGAUUACCUACGUAUAAUAACUUUUGUGUUUGUCUAUGUAGAAUUGGAAUGAGUCUCGAAUCUGUUGGGAUACCAAUAGUGGUGGUACAGUGACCAAUACAUUGAUCUUCCAUCUGCUGUGACGUAUCUUCAUGUUUAUUAAGUGUGCAGUUUUUGAAAGUUUCAAAAAAUCGUUAACAUUUUCGUCGACGACUGUACACGGAUAGACGUAAUUUAUCAUGACAUUUAUGUAAAAAAAUAUGUAACCAAACAAAAAAUAUUGCAUUAUUUCAAAUACAUUGACGGGUGCGACCGUUAGUAGAGAAAUGGUGCGUCAAUAUCGGUCGAUGUAAGCAAACUUAUGCAAUUUGUUGUGAGUACAUAUCAAUACGCAGCAUCUGAUGCAACGUGCCAUAAUCUGUAAACUUUAAACGUUUCAAUAAGACCGCAUCUCGAAUAACGCCGUAAAAAAUUUCUGCCAUUUAGACGCAUAUUGCUUGAACCAACUAUAAUAAACUAUGGCUCCAUUUUCCUGUAAUCCUGUUGCAUUUUUUUCUUUUUCUUUCAAGCAAUGCAAUACAAUGCAAUAGAAAACUCCUUGGACGUUUUUGAUAAUAACAACUUAUUUAAAAAUAUUUACUUACUCUUAUCACUGGUUAAAAUCCGCUGCUUCGAAAAAUUUUAACGUAUCUCCAUAAAAAUGCGUAACCUAUAGUUUCAAUUUAAGAAUUUUUCUCUCGACUGUACUUCAAAAGCGUUCAAGGCUACAUUUGGCUAUAAAAUGUGUACGAAAUUUCAAAAACUAAAUGUAAUCAUAGAGUGUUAAUAAAGUGAUAAUACGUGUAAAAGUUAUAUCAAUAACUGAGGUAGACAUACGAUGAUAUUGUAAAAAAUAUGCCAGACAAUAAAUUAUUUAUCACAUAUUAAA
Molecule: messenger RNA, 5273 nt
Organism: Ostrinia nubilalis (European corn borer)
Lineage: Eukaryota; Metazoa; Arthropoda; Insecta; Lepidoptera; Crambidae
Gene: ush
Product: zinc finger protein ush
Exons: 3
Coding region: 304-2697 (797 amino acids)
Biological process (GO): positive regulation of transcription by RNA polymerase II; negative regulation of transcription by RNA polymerase II; cell differentiation
Cellular component (GO): nucleus
Molecular function (GO): RNA polymerase II-specific DNA-binding transcription factor binding
Source: RefSeq, a predicted model, not a curated record